Molecule: messenger RNA, 2552 nt
Organism: Drosophila takahashii
Lineage: Eukaryota; Metazoa; Arthropoda; Insecta; Diptera; Drosophilidae
Product: protein Cep78 homolog
Cellular component (GO): centrosome
Source: RefSeq, a predicted model, not a curated record
AGGACUCUCCUUAAGACGCAAUACAAUCUCUGACUGCCCGUCGAUAGCGAAGCGCGGCGGGCGAUUUGAGGCAACCAAGCUGAUUAGUGCGAUAUAUUGUUCAUGUGUGUUUCAUAACCGAUUCAAACGUAUUGGAGACUUGGAGUAAAUAUACAUUGAAUAUGUCCGUGGGUCAAGUGACAAUGAUGCGGAAAGGCAACUCCGGCGAACUGGCGCGAAAGGCCAACACGGUGGUGGUGUCGCUUCCCCCGCUGGUUAAGAAGUCCAGCAAGAGCCGCUCGUUUCACUUCCGCUACCUGGAGCUGUGCCGGGCCAAGAAUCUGACGCCGGUGCCGGACAUCCGAAGCAAGUCGAAUGCGACCACCACCUUUCUGGAGCUGUGUGGCGACAAGCUGGCGGUCAGCGAUUGGCAGCUCCUGACCGAAGCGCUCCACUAUGAUCUUGUGCUCCAGCAGCUGGUGGUGCGCCUGCGCCGCACAUAUCCGCAAACCAACAUCGACCCCAUAGACACUGAGAAGCGUGCUCGACUCUUUCGCCAAAGACCGGUGAUCUAUACGAGAUUUAUUUUUAACAGCCUGGUUCAGGCGAUUGCAAACUGUGUUUCAAGCAACAAAAAUCUGAGUGUGUUGAAGCUGGAGGGACUGCCCCUACAGGAUGGCUAUAUCGAGACCAUUGCCAAAUCACUGGCCGAUAAUGAGUGCCUGGAAACGGUUAGUUUUCGCAAGUCCAAUAUUGGUGACAAGGGCUGCGAGGUGGUAUGCAAUACAGCGAAGUACCUAAACCGCAUCGAUCUCUUCGAUCUCUCCGAUUGCGGACUUACGUCCAAGGGAGCCGAGCAUGUGGCCGAAAUGCUCAAGAUGCAAAAGAUCACUCGCUUCACGGAGGGAUGGGAGAAGUCGCUGCGCUACCGCAGUGUGGAUGUGAACACAAUUGGUGGACUGCGCACCGUUCUGCUGGCGGACAAUCCGGCUAUCGGCGAUGAUGGCAUCCGGUGGAUCACCGAGGUGCUGAAGGAGGACGCCUGGAUAAAGAAAAUCGACAUGGAGGGCUGCGGCCUGACGGACAUUGGGGCCAAUCUGAUCCUCGAUUGCCUGGAGCUGAACACGGCCAUCACGGAGUUCAGUGUGAAGAACAACGAGGGCAUCAGCAAGUUCCUGCAGCGCAGCAUCCGCGACCAUCUGGGUGGACCGCCCGAGGAGAAGCACGAGCCGGAGUACGACCUGAGUUGCGUCAACGGACUGCAGAGUCUGCCGAAGAACAAGAAGGUCACCGUUUCCCAGCUGCUGGCCCACACGAAGGCAUUGGAGGAGCAGCUCUCCUUCGAGCGGACGUUGCGCAAGAAGGCCGAGAAGCUCAACGAGAAGCUCAGCCACCAGCUCAUGCGAUCCGAUUCCAACCACAUGAUGGUCCAGGAGAAGGUCAUGGAGGGCGGAUCCCAAACGAAUAUUUCCAGGGAGUAUGUGGUGCGAAACGAGGUCAUGCCGGAGGUGGUUAAGGAUUCCCAGAGUUAUCGUCAAUCCCACUUCAACCGGCUGGUCAACAGUGCGGUCACCAGUGCGGAGGUCACGCCCCGCAGCGAGAUAGACACUCUGCGCAAGGAACAGCAGCUGCAAAUGAAGUCCUCGCCCAUCCAGAUCAAGCAUCCUGCCAUGGAGCCGCAGCUGAGGAGUCUGCAAGAGGUGCCAGAGGAGGAGGAGGAGGCAUACGAGCAGCUGGAGGAGAACAGUCAGUCGGAAUCGGAGCCACCAAACGAGGAGGAGCAGCACUACCAGCAGCAGCAAAUGCAGGUGCAGCGAAAACAGCUCCAGGUUCGCAAGGUCCGCAGCGAGAUGAAGUAUGUGGAGAGCAAUCCCAAGGAGGCGGCCAACAAGAACCGAGAGUCCAAGUCGGAUCACGAGUUUGCCAAUGAGCGUGAUUUCAAGCUGAAUCCUGCUGUGCAGUUCGAGACGGAUAUUGGCGACGGUGCGAUGAUAAAUCCUGGCCAGCGUUACGAGGGCGAAGGCGACACGGGCUAUGGCUACAACUACAACUACGAGCAGGAGCCACCGGUCAAGCGAGGCUACGAAAAGGGCUAUGUGGUGGGCGAGGGCGACGGGUCCCACAGAAGGCAGAGACCCUCUAACCUGGUCGAGGCCUUGGUCCAGAAACGUGGCGCAGGCGGAGGCGAUGGACAUGUGGCGCAGUUCGUCAGCAAUCUGGAGCGCAAGGCGAGUGCUGGCAAGCCGGGUAAAAAGCGCCUUAAACCCCGAGCUGAAGACAGUCAUCCGGUUCCGUUCAACGAAAUGCAAAUGGAAUCGUACAUGUCCAGCUACGAAGAGAUCUCCUCCACCGAUGCCACGCUGGAGAACUCUGACUUCGAGGCGGAAACUACGGACUCCACGUUGCGCGGCAGUGCCAAGUACUCCUCGAUGCAGGUCUUUGUCCGCCGCAAGCACACGGAAUCCCUGUCGCUGGAGGAGGAGGAGGAGGUUAGUGAUACAGGCGGCGAAAGACUCAUCUCUCCGCGUGAAGUUUACCAGCAGCUCCAUAAGCAGCGGGAGCCCAGCUCCUAG